Molecule: messenger RNA, 1080 nt
Organism: Somion occarium
Lineage: Eukaryota; Fungi; Basidiomycota; Agaricomycetes; Polyporales; Cerrenaceae
Source: the annotation of a GenBank genome assembly
GGAGCGCUGAACUCUUCCGUCAAUUGUCAAUUGAUCCGGAAUCAGCUUUUUGUUUGCCGACUUCAUCUUCCAGCCACUAACUUUCCUUGUUACCUUCUAACAUCUGGCAUACAUGUUCUACAUUAUUGGCUUGGGUCUCUGCGAUGAAAAGGAUAUAACCGUCCGAGGGUUGGAGGCAAUAAAAGGAUGUUCUCGAGUGUACCUUGAGGCUUAUACAAGUAUUCUGAUGGUUCAGAAGGAGAGACUGGAAGCAUUCUACGGAAAGGACCUGAUCCUCGCUGAUCGAGACAUGGUGGAGACUGAAAGCGACGAGAUCCUACGAGAUGCAGACAAAAAAGACGUUGCCCUACUCGUCGUAGGUGAUCCUUUCGGCGCAACGACACACACAGAUAUCAUUCUCAGGGCACGGUCGUUGAAGAUUCCUGUUAGAGUGGUGCAUAACGCUUCUAUCAUGAAUGCCAUAGGCGCAUGUGGAUUGCAAUUGUACAACUUUGGUCAGACUGUCUCUUUGGUCUUCUUCAGCGAAACUUGGAAACCCGAUAGCUUCUACGAUAGGAUCAAGGAGAAUGCAGACCUUGGGAUGCAUACGCUCGUCCUCCUUGAUAUCAAGGUAAAGGAGCAAAGUGAAGAAAAUCUUGCAAGGGGUCGAAAAAUCUACGAACCACCUCGGUACAUGUCGAUCACCCAAGCAGUCUCUCAGCUCAUAGAAAUUGAGGAGCUCCGAGAAGGCGGCAUCUUGACUCCGGACAAAACGCUUGCGAUCGCCAUGUCUCGUGUCGGUGGCAGCGAAGGGCAGGAGCGCAUUGUAUCCGGUACACUCUCAGAGUUACUAUCUCAACCCCCGGAGGUAUUUGGAGAACCUUUACACAGCCUGGUGAUAGUUGGUAGGCGACUACAUCAUCUCGAAGUGGAAUAUGCAGAGACGUUCGCUGUGAAUCGUGAGAGUUGGAGGUCUACUGCUAGAGAUGUAUAUGGCUGCGCCCUAGAUUAAUUCUAUGUUCUAUCGAGAAAGACUGAAUAAAAAGGUAAUUGCGUUACAGUAAUGGGAAUGUUUUCUGCUCGCGCGCUCUUGAGUUUUGU